CUGCAGCUCCAGUAUCAGGUGCGGCUCUCAUCAUUCGCUGCAGGGCUUCACGGGAGGAGGAGUUUCACCGCGAGGUCACACCCCCUGCACUAUAGCACCAGGUCCUCCAGAAGAAUAAAAAAAAAACAUACGGAGUAGCGCACAGUCUGUCCGUCACCGCCGCGCACUGCUACAAAAAUAUGAACCCGAGCAGAGCCGCUCCUGCGCUUCAACACUUGAGACAACAAUCCCACUGCGACUAAUUCCUCCUUCAAUCACAGCCCAGCGCUCAGUCCGCUCCUUCUACAACUCCUCUCCUCUCCAUUUGAUCUGUCUUCUCUUUCUUUUAUUUUUGGUUUACUGUAAUACCUGCGCUGGAUCUUUCGUGCAAGAAAAUGUGCGUGGACAGAGACGGGUGCGAGAUUGAAGGCUGCAGCAGUUUGGACGAGGUGCGCACGCUGUCCGGCAGCAUGAGUCCCGGACUGAAAUCCAACCCGGACCUGCACCCGUGCAAGCCGGGCCACAAAUUCCGCGCCGCGCUGCUCAAAUGCCGCUCACCGGCUGCUGCUGCUGGGAUCCUCAGCUUUGGAAACGUCCUCAAUUACAUGGAUAGAUACACAGUGGCCGGCGUCCUUCAAGACAUCCAGCGGCACUACGGAGUGUCAGACAGCGGGAUCGGCUUGUUGCAAACAGUCUUCAUCUGCAGCUUCAUGGUGGCAGCUCCCAUCUUCGGUUACCUUGGCGACCGCUUCAACAGAAAGGUCAUCCUGAGCUGUGGCAUUUUCUUCUGGUCCAUUGUGACUCUGUCGAGCUCCUUCAUCAGCAGAGAGUAUUACUGGCUGUUCGUGCUCUCCAGGGGCCUCGUGGGUAUCGGAGAGUCCAGCUACUCCUCCAUCUCUCCCACCAUCAUCGGAGACUUGUUCACCAACAACAGCCGUACCAUGAUGCUCUCUGUUUUCUACCUGGCCAUCCCCCUGGGAAGCGGCUUGGGCUACAUCCUGGGCUCCAGCGCCAAGGUGGCUGCAGGAGACUGGCACUGGGCGCUGAGGGUGUCCCCAGUGUUAGGGAUCACUGCUGGGACUCUGAUCCUGGUCUUCGUGCCGGAGCCCAAGAGAGGCAGCGCCGACCAGAUGGGAGGACGCAUCAAGCACCGCACCUCCUGGUGCUGUGACAUGAAGGCGCUCGCCAAGAAUCGGAGCUACGUGUUCUCCUCCCUGGCGUCGGCAGCGGUGUCUUUUGCCACGGGGGCGUUUGGCAUGUGGAUUCCUCUGUACCUGGUUCGGGCCCAGGUGGUGCAGAAGACAGCCGAGGCCUGCACCAAAGAGAUCUGCAGCAGCACUGACAGCUUAAUCUUCGGUGCGAUCACCUGUGUCACGGGUCUGUUGGGCGUGGUCAUCGGAGCUGCCACCACACGGUUUUGCCGGCAGAAGACCGAGCGAGCCGACCCGCUGGUGUGCGCUGUCAGCAUGCUCGGCUCGGCCAUCUUCAUGCUCAUCUUCGUGGUGGCCAAGAAGAGCAUCGUGGGAGCUUAUGUCUGCAUCUUCAUAGGAGAGACGCUGCUUUUCCUGAACUGGGCCAUAACAGCAGACAUUUUAAUGUUUGUCGUCAUCCCGACGAGGAGAGCGACUGCGGUAGCCUUUCAGAGCUUCACCUCUCAUCUGCUGGGUGACGCAGGGAGUCCGUACCUGAUAGGCCUGAUCUCAGACGCCCUUCAGGAGAGCUACGCUACGUCAGCCCUCUGGAGGUUCCUCAGUCUGGGCUAUGCCCUCAUGCUCUGCCCCUUCAUCAUCGUCCUGGGGGGCAUGUUCUUCCUGGCCACCGCGCUGUUUUUCCUGGAUGACCGGGAGAAGGCCGAGAAACAGUUGAGCCAGCUGACUCUGCCCACCUCCUCAGUCAAGGUGACAGCCAUAUGAGGAGCAAUCUGGAGGAGCAACCAAACUCAACAAGGAUGACAAAUUGGAGAUAAACAAAAUUAAAAAAAACAGGGCAGCUGAUCCACGCCUUUGAAAUCACGCCCGUGUUCUCAUCACCGCCAUCACCUCCAUGAUCAUCCCUCACCUCCUCCUCCUCAUACUUCUGCUGCUGCUGCUCUUACUUUUUUUCUCGUGGAGGCCACUCAGAACUGGAACUGAAGGGAGCGUCUUGCCCCUCUUUGAAACGCCUCCAGAUCACAGACUGUGUGUUGAUGUCGCACAGCGGUUUGCUGGACGACAGCUGGUGUCCUCCUCACCUCUGUCUGUGAGGAUCCACUGAUCCUCGCGACCCCCUCUGACUCAUGAUGCCAUACUACUGAAAGCUGACCAUGAACCUGCCCUGUCUGUCUGUCUGUCUGUCUGUCUGUCUGUCUGUCUGUCUGUCUGUCUGUCUUCACGUCUUCACGUCUCCUAUGUGUCUGUCUGUCUGUUCCUUGGCUGUUGAUCCGCACCAAGUGCCAUGGCGUCAUUACAUUCCUUCAGACUUUGCACUGACCACCGACACCCUCAUGACUUCCAUCUCUGACUGUGUUUACAUGCACAAAAUAACCCCGCUCCUUGUUAUGAAUUCAGUUUGAUUAAGUGGCUUAUGUUAGCAGCCAGUAGAAGAAAAGUCAUUUUUAAAAACUGGACUCAUGAAGCCCCGUCUUUAGCCCCGGUCACGAUAGAAGCUGCAAUAUUCUGCCUUUACAGACAUGUGCUUCUCAUUAUCAGACAACCCUGCAUAUCCUAAUGUGCAGUAUUUACAUCGUGGACCUCCAUCCUGUUCACAUGGCAGAUGCAGUCUUCUUACAAUAAAACCCGUGCAUGUAAACACAGCUGUCAACCAGGAGCCAAAUAGUGUUUCAGUCGAGGGGUCAGUGAAUCAGCCUUAACAAUUUGAGCUUUGUCUGCUGUUUCUUUGGCCCCCCCUUACAUGUGAUUUUACUUUGAGCUUUUAGCACUUAAAUCAGCGCAGACAGCACCACAGAGCAUGACGGAGAUGAGAGAUUUCUGCACAUUAUUUCUUGUCACCAUUUUUUUUUUUUUUUUGUUAUAUAUUUUUUGUCGUGAUGUAUGAUUUUGAAACUGGAGGUUUUUCCGCCUAUGAUUGUUUCAAGGAGGGGUGUUGAUGCAAUCCGGGCAGUUUAAUAAGCGAACACUGGAUGAAAUGUUUUAUAAUUUAUAUUGUAUAUGCUUCUUUCCCCCCCUCCCCAAAAGUUGACGCUACUCUUUGGACUUUUGUUCUCGUGUAGAAGCAAUAGAAACAUAUUUUUUAAAGGAAACCAACCUUUUUGUACACACUGCCUUAUCAGUGAGCGAGGUUUCCCUUUAAAGGGGGUCAGCUCUCUGAUGAUUGGUUUUGAAUUUCUGGACACAAAACCCACACAGAGACCGAGUGGCUUUUAAUGAUGGACUCCAGUCCGCUCCAUGCUGGUUACAAUUGCAACCAUUGUCCCCCUCCCCUCGCUUUUGUACAUAUCCCAUUCCACGUCUGAACGAAAGAAUCCCGGAGUCACAAUUAUCGGUUUAUUUCGGAGGGAAUUCGUAAUCCAAGACAGGAACAGGAAAUUCCUCCGCUGCAGGUUGGACUGAUGGGGAGCGCUCAUUAACUUUGAUAACUGAUAAGCGAGGAAUCCCCCUUUGAAAGCAGACCGGCAGGAUCUCAGAUGUCCCUGCAGGAAACACAGGGUCCAGAGUCCCUGUGACAUAAGAUGUAAAAUGUACAGAAGACAGGAUAGUACACAAUAUGGAAAACCUGGGUUAGACAAUAUUCAUGCUUUAAUAACCGUAUCAUAUUUGCAAAUGAUUAAAUAUAAAACCCCAUAAAGAGGAUAAAAAUCUACCCUAGUUAGUUGUUUGUACAUAAAAAUAACUUUAAUUUGAAGCUACCUGAAGGACGUUUCUUUAGUCUGUUGGUUACAGUUUUACAGAAACCUUGAAGCCACUAAUGGAGUCAAAGGUUUUAAAACUUGUGCAUUAAAGGGAAAAAAAAGCACUUUGCAGACCUUUGAGAAAACACAUGAGGAGGAAGAGGAGGAAGAGGAGGAGGAAGGGGGGGUCUGACCUCAGCAAAGGAAGAAAGGGAGACAUCGAGGUGCUUUUUGUAGCAAUGAUGUGCGAGCAUGACUCACCGCCUGUGUGUGGGGUGCUUGUGUGGGCUGUGUCCUUGUUACAGAUCAUUAGCUUUAGCUUUUCUCCGACUGCGUGGAGCGCUCUGAAUGUGACUCCGUCCAACCUGACGUGUUUACACACCUACAUCUUAAUGAACUAAGCUUCUUACCUUCCUUUUAUCGACUUUUUUUUUGUAAUUUUACCAAAUGAGUUUUUUUUUUAUAACUACAAUAGAGAAAUAUAAAGCUAUAUCACGCAGCGACUUUAAUAUAUUGUAAAUGAUGGCUUGGAUGCAAUGUAUUUAUUUGUUUGUUAUCAUAAUGAAGAAUAAUCUAUCGAGGGAAGUUUCAUGUUUGAGUAUACUACACUUUGCUGUUUGUCAUUGGGUUUAGAAAUGUUCCUCCGUUUGUAUCACAAUGAAACAACACAACACCUUUUUACAUCACUAAGAGUCGCCCUGUUUUACUGUGAUCAUGAAUCGGACUGCUACGGUAGCCCAGAGGGACAAACACACUGCAAAGGCUUUAAAGACUUCUUUAAUAGAAACCGGCUGCAAAUUCAAAAUCACAAAAAUCCAAAACAAUCACAACAGAUUCAAUGCUGGUGAAAAAGUGAGCUGCAGAAAUCUAAAACAAGAACAUCAAAUCAACAUCCAGUUAUUACAACGAAUGGGCUCCAAGCCUGUAGCAGGCCGGACAAAAACAGUUCUAUGAUGGACAGCGUACAGGGGCAUUGAUUCAUGUAGUGGUGGCCUGAAGUGAAAAACUUGCAGCCUUUGUUUUAACAUAAGCUCCACAUCUGAUAGGGCAAAUAGCCAAUCACAGAUUAGGAUUUUUGGGGUGGCCAAUCAGAUUUCUAGGGGGGGCCCUCUACCACCCCUAGCCACCCCUCUGUACACGCCCCUGCAGACUGGGGCACAAUGCUAUUAAUUGAUACCAGACCAAAACAUCUACACACACAAAUAGAUCAGAGGUCCUCUGAGGGCCAAGCACCACUUCUGUUAAAAAAAACCCAUCAAAAUCACAAAAACUCACUUCAGUCCCUGAUCUGAUUUAGGUGAAACUUGAUUAUAUUUUAAGAUGGUGAAACAGCUCCUGAUGGACAGAUAGCUUAGCUGAAGUAACCACUGAUGCUAAGUGUAGCUACCAUUUGCGAGUUAGCUCAAUUAGUGCAGUUAGCGCUUAGAUUUUUACAGUUUAAUUAGCCCGCUCUUUCUGGAGCUUUUUUACUCUGACUAGAAAAGGAGAUCGCAAAAGUGCAUUUGCAGCAUGUUUCCAUUGUUGUAUUUGUUUUUUGCUUUUAAAAUUUGCAACCAGUUUCACGUCAUGCUUAUCCUUUAGGUCAUUGCAGAGUAUUUGCCCUCAUCAGCCACCGUACACUCCUCACACAUAAAACACACAAAACGAACUUCUGUGUGAUUGUUUUUCAAACAUCCCAUUUCUGACAUGUUUAGGGUGCGAUACUUCUGCAUUCAUUUUUGUAGUUCUUGUUAGAGUUUUCUUUUCUUUUUUAAAUAACUGAUAAAACCAUUUUGCACACUUAUUGUUCAGGGAUUUCUUUAAAGCAUCAACUCCACGGCCUCUUCAGCAGAGGUCUGUCACUUCAUGCUCACAGUAAGUGCUGACUUUUUGUCAUCCAUCAUAAGAAGGGACAUUGGCUCGGGUCAGAUGGGUCAAGAAUCGAGUUUCACUUUUGCCAAAACGUAGUGGAUUUAGCCCCGAUCCUUUUAGGAGUAAACGUCUGUUGUGUUGAGUAAUUCUGUGUUAAUAAUCACUGAAGUGAUGUAUUGAGAAUGUGCUAUUUCUUGUCAUACAAGAAUCGUGUAUAAAGAGCCUUUUUCUGAUGUUGAGCAGAAAACAGAGGCGAUUUUUAUUUUUAGAGCAAGUCAAUACAAAAGAGCGAUGUUUGAGAAAUCAAAGGAUAUUAUUCUAGAACUGAACUGUGAUAGAAAAUGUACAUGUCUGUAAAUCAAAUAAACUUAUUUAAUCACUUCA
Labrus bergylta (ballan wrasse) is the source of this 6040-nucleotide messenger RNA. It is a transcript of the gene spns2, whose product is annotated as SPNS lysolipid transporter 2, sphingosine-1-phosphate. Gene Ontology annotation, cellular component: membrane. The record is from RefSeq and is a predicted model, not a curated record. Lineage: Eukaryota; Metazoa; Chordata; Actinopteri; Labriformes; Labridae. Gene Ontology annotation, biological process: lipid transport; transmembrane transport; sphingosine-1-phosphate receptor signaling pathway. Gene Ontology annotation, molecular function: sphingolipid intramembrane carrier activity; transmembrane transporter activity.